Messenger RNA from Lachancea fermentati, 8931 nucleotides. The record is from the annotation of a GenBank genome assembly. Lineage: Eukaryota; Fungi; Ascomycota; Saccharomycetes; Saccharomycetales; Saccharomycetaceae.
AUGCCGCAGGAUCACCAAAUUCAAAAGGGUCGGUCAUCCGAAGGCGAUCUAAAGGCUCAGCUAGAGCAUAUUCAAAAUCGAAUUAAUGCAGAAACAGAGGAUGUUCUGUCGAAGAGAAAUAACAAGAAAUCUACUCCGUUUUCAAAUAUAUUGACUAAAAGAGAUAAAAGAACUUCUGCUCCUUUAUUUGCUGGCAGUGACGUACACAAGGGAGUUUUAAAUUCCGGCUCAUCAAAGGAUGUUAACUUUGUUGUCGGUCUUAGUGAAAAUCUAUUGCAAGAAUGCAGGAGACUACAGGCUGAAAAUGAGAAGAAAUCUGCAAAACUCAAAACCCUACACGAAGAAUAUAUUUCUAUACAAGAGAAUCUUCAACAGCUAACAACGAAGUACCAACAUGCUUGCAAAGAAGAAGACUCACUAAAGGAUGCCAAUUGGGAAUUAGAAGCGAAAUUACAAAACGUGAUGAAAGAAUUCAAAGAUCUGAGUGGAUCAUAUAAUAAAACACAAGCAGAACUCCAAAAGCAGAGAAAUGUUUGCGAAGAGUUCAAAGCUGAACUUGAAGAAGUUGUUUUGGAAAGAAGAGGUUUGAGAGAAGAACUGGAAUCGAAGCAGCAACAAUACGCGAUUGAAAUCAAAGAUCUAAAAGCCCAUAUACAGGAGCUUAAUGAAGAAAACGAUCAACUUCAUUCGAAAAUGAGUCAAUUGAAGAUACAGGUAGAUGAGUUGGCGUCAAAAGUAGGAAACACAAAAUCAGUCAGCGACAAGCCACCUGACGCCGAGAAGGACAACAUCAACAAGGACAAAGAUCAUUUUGAUAAUCUUUCCUCUUCUGCGAAGUUGGCAACGGAAGAACUGAGGUUUUCGGAACCAAAUGACUUGGAGUCGCAAACAAUGCAAGUAAAUCUAGAGCAAGCCAACCAAACAAUUGGAAAGUUGAGACAGCAGAUUCUCAGAUUAAAAGCAGAGCGUAAAGGUUCACCACGUACUAUCAGAUCCUCCCGAACUAACACGCCAGUACCUGUCAGGAGGACAAAUGGGGUACAAGAAUUCAAAGACUUUUCCACUCCUAGCAAAGUUAAAGCGACAGAACACGAUUCAACUAAUGUGACCCAACAAAGUGGAUCGUCUAGUGGCGACACACGAGCCUCAGUGCAUGGUUUGCUCAGUGAUGUCACAGCUGAUUCUUUUGGUUUAUCUGAGGACUCUAGGGCAGUUGAUUUGGACUCAGAAGGCGAAAGUGAUAUAUCAGAAACCAUGGAUGUGAUUAGAAACCCACUCUAUGAUGAACUGAUUGAUAGUGACAAUGAAGACGAACAAGAAAGUUCAAUUACCUAUGCGGAAGUCAAAAAAUACACGGAUGCACAUGAUUUAGUAGUGUUGCCAAACAGAGAAUAUGAAAAUAUCAAGCAUUUGCAUUCUGAACGCUUAAAGUCAGAAGAAGAAAUUAUGCGCUCAGGAAGAGAACUUAACAUUUUUGCAUUUCCUAAUGAUAUCUCGACCGAAAAGAAACCACAUAUAUUGAGCCAACAAGAGAAAAUACAUUCCCUAGAGGAGAACGGGUACCAUGUAAUUUCAGAAGACGACUUCGAGGAAAUUAAAAAAAAAAUGACUCUCUUAGAUCUUCCAACAGAAGCCUUUCUCUCGUCCAAGGCUAACUUAAUUGAUCAAAGAUUAAUAAGUAAUGAAAAGUACCAGGAGUUAGUUGAGCCAUCAGUACAGAAGAUUAUUGAGAAACUUGAACAUUUAGGAUUUGAAGCAGUAGCUAAAGAAAAAUAUGCAGAAAUGUUGAGGGAGCUUGACAAUCCAUCUAUGGAAUACUUGCGAUCAAAAUUAAGCGCAAGUGGAAAUAAGGUUAUUCCAAUCAGCGAGUACGAAACUCUUAUUUCUCCACCACUGGAUGAAUUGAAGAAAAUGGCGACAAAAAGUGGUUAUACAUUAAUAAAAGAAGAUGCCCUCUCCGCCUUAAAUUCAAAAGUCGAUAAUCCUUCUGUAGAAUUUCUUUCACAGAAAGCGCGUAGCGCAAAUUAUCACUUGAUUUCCGAGAACGAUCAUUCUGAGCUAAUUAAUCCAUCUCUAGGAAAACUCUCUGAACUAGCUUCACACGCUGAAAAGGUUGUAAUAUCGAAAAAAGAAUACGAAGAUUUUAUGCACCCUAGCCUUGAAAAUUUGCAGAGGGAAGCAAGUGAAAUAGGGUAUUUCCUUUUAUCUCCUGAGAAUUAUGAAGAACUUUUCAAUCCUUCGAUCGAGAAAAUGAAGCAGAUGGCUUCCUCGCUGGACUAUAUCAUGAUUUCAACCGACGAGUACAAAACUAUUCGUAAUCCACCUAUUUCUGUCUUGGAAAAGCAAGCUAAUGAGAUCAAUUUUACUCUUGUCCAGGCGGAAGAACAUCAAAAGACGUUGGAUCGUCUGGAUUCCUUGGAGCACCCUGACAUUGCUCACUUAACCUCCAGGGCAGACGAAUUAGAUCAUGUUGUCGUCGAAAGGGCUUUAUAUGAGAAGUUGGAAGCACAAAUCCAAAAUCCACCAUAUGAAAUUGCAAAGUUAUAUGCCGACACGGCUGGGAAAGUUUUAAUUGACACUAGUUAUAGUCAGCAACUAAUCAGUAACUUUGAGCAUCCUCCUCUUACUUUUUUAAAAGAAAAGGCAUCUGAUCUCGGAUAUCGUGUCAUUCAAGGCAACGAAUACACGGCACUACUAAAAAGUGUAGAAACGCCUACUUCACAGUACCUUGAAGAAAAAGCUGCUGCACAGGGUGGUGUUUUGCUUGCAAAACUUGAGCAUGAGAAUUUGAAAAUGCAAUUAGAAAACCCUGCGGAAGAAUAUUUGAAGAAGAAAGCUUCUACUCAGGGUCUUGAACUGAUAACCAUCGCCGAAUUGACGCAACUAAGAAACCAGAUUGCAGAGCCUUCUAGAGAGUAUUUAUCGAAGAAAGCGGAGAAUUCAGGUCACAUACUGAUCACGUCUACUAUUCACGAUGAGUUACUGGAAAUAAAAGAAACUCCCUCGCUGGAAUUUUUGAAAAACAAGGCUCGUAACUAUCAGCAUACGAUCAUUGCCAAUGACGAAUUGAAUGAAUUGAUGGACCGCUAUGAUAAUCCCUCACUUGACUACUUGAAAUCAAAGGCAGUUGGUUCCCAAAUUAUCCCCCUUGAACUUUACAAUAGGUUUUUGGAGCUGGAGAAUUCUCCUUCCUUGGAUUUCCUCAUCGAGAAAAGUGAAAUGAGAGGAUACGACCUCCUAUCCAAACACGAGCACGAAGCUAUUAUCAGGAGAGCAUUGAAUCCUACAAUUCAAGAAUUAGCAGAGAACGCCAAAAAAAUUGGACAUAUCGUUAUUCCAGAGGAGGAAUACUCCCAGUUACGGAAAUCGUUUGAAAAUCCUUCUAAAGCUUUUAUUCAAAAAAUGGCGGCAUGUCAUGACCUUGUGGCAAUUGAUCAAACUGAACAUGAGAAGCUGCAGAAUGCUACUCAAAAACAGUCAAUCUUUAAUGCUAUUACCUCAUACGGAUAUGUUGCUCUUCCGUUAGGAGAAAUAUCUGCCUUGGAAAGCUCUAGGAUAGAAAAUGCGUCUCUAAGUGCCUUAAAGAGACGCUUAGAGGAUUUCGGAUAUUAUGCUAUUACCUUUCAAAAGUUUAGAGAAUUGAAUAGGCCAUUCCUCGAGACAGUUGAUCAGCUUACAACAAUUUCUCUAUGCCAGAAAUACGGCCUCAAAGCGGUUCCCGUUGAGGAAUAUAAUGAUUUAAAAACUAACCCAGAUGCAAUUCUCUCGAAAGAAGAGCUCAUUGAACAAGCGGAAUCACAUGGUUAUGUCGUUGUACUUCGAUCCGCUUUCGAAGAAAUGAAGGAAUAUCUAGCAAAUCCCUCUUUGGAAUAUUUAGAGAAGCACUCUGUUAAGAAAAGGAAACUGUUAGUAGAUGAAGAGGUCUAUGAAAAGAACAUGAAGAUUAUACGAGAGCCAUCUCUAGAUAUGAUCACUCAUUCAGCUUCCCUCCUAGGAUACACAAUCGUGGCUUGCAACGAAUACGAAGUUUUGCAGAACAAUUUAGCUGCUCCCUCGCAGGAUUUUAUAGAGGAGAAGGCUGGCAAGUUAGGCUUAGCAGUGAUUUUCAAAUCAGAGUUAGACGAUCUCCAAGCUAAACUUGAGCAUCCUCCGCUGUCUUAUUUGACCACCAAAUCGCUAGAGAUGGGUCAAACCAUAAUAAGGCAGGCUGAGUAUGAUACAUUGAUAAGGAAAGACAGCUUUCCAACUAGAGAGGAGUUACAGGAGAAGGCAAGUGCCCUGAACAUGAAAACAAUACCUCUUGACGAGCAUGAGAAGGUUGUUAAGAUCCUUAAGGAACCGCUGGAAUUUGCACGGAGCACAGCUGCAGCGAAUAACAUCAUUAUGUUGGAUAAAGCGAGGUACGAAGAGAUCAUGGAAUUUUUCACUAAUCCCAGCUUCGAGGAGCUGUCGGAACGUGCUUCGAAUAUUUCUGCGGUAUUGAUGUCCGAAUUAAGCUACAGAAAUAUGAAAGAUGAGAAUGAAAACCCUAGUAUGGACCGUUUGCAAUCCUUGGCCAGUCACCGCAAUUUAAUCUUGAUGGAUAGGGAGAGUUAUGAAACGGCUAGGCAGCAACUCGAAUUGCUAAAAAAUCCAAACCCUGAAAUUCUUCAAGAGUUGGCAGAGCAGCUGAAUUACACAGCCUUACCUAAUACUGAGUUUGAGAAUGUGAAAUCCCUUGCAAAUGUGCCUUCCGAAUCCCAUCUGAUCAAAAAUGCGGAGAGGUUUGACAAAGUUCUCGUUGACUCCAAAGAAUAUCAGUCUUUAAAGGAUGUAGUAUCAGCACCCGGGAUAGAAUUUUUGAAGGAAAAAUGCUCUCUCGUGAAUAUGAAAAUCUUGAAAAGCGCUGAAUAUCAAGAAUUACUGGAUAGGGCGGAUAAUCCAUCUUUGCGUUGCCUUGAAGAAAAUAUCGCCAAAUAUAACAGAAUCAUGUUACCAGCGGAGAAAUUUGAACAGCUUGACAAAGCCAUCAAGCAACCUACUUUAGAAUAUCUGAAAGAUAAUGCAAUGAAAUAUCACAAGAUUUUGAUAGAUGAAGAUGAAUUGAGAGGUCUAAAAGAUCUUGCUGAGAAUCCUGAUCUGAACACUAUGAAGAGAUGUGCUUCCUUGCAUAAUCUCGUUUUGUUGCCAAGCGAAGAACUUGAGAAAAUGCAGAGUACCAUCAAAUGUCCAACUAAAGAGUACUUAUAUGCACAACUGGAGAACCAGGGCCUUGUCGCUUUGAGUAAGGAUGAAUUUGUGUUGUUGACCGAAAAAGACAAGGAUUUAAGUCUACCUGAUAUCAAAAAUGCUGCAAAAGAGCAUGACUAUGUUUUAUUGAGUUCUUCAGAAUAUAAAUCCCUGGAGCAACCCUCUUUGAGCAAGCUUGAAGAAGGACUAAAGAGCCAUAAUCAAGUUGUUAUGGAUGCCGAAACGUAUUCUAUUCUUUUGAACUCUACAAAGGACAAGAUCAGCAAAGAAGAGGUUAUUGAUCUAUGUAACAGAUUUUCCUUGAAAACAGUUUCUAUUGAUCAGUACAAUGAUUUCAUCACAAUGCCAAGUGUCGAGAAACUCCAGAAGUUUGCUGGUGACAUUGGGUAUGUGGCCUUACCAAGAAAAGAAUAUGACACACUUAAAGUUCAGGCCGAACACCCUGACCGGAAAACCAUCGAAAAAGCUGCCGAUUCUCUUGACUUGAUACUUGUUAAAUCAAAAGAAUACGAGACACUUUCCAAAAAGCUUGAAAAUCCAACGAAAGCACAAGUUGAACGAGGUGCUCAGAAACUGGGGUUGACAGUUGUGCCUUUGGAGGAAUACAAUGACUUAUCAAGAGAAGCCAGUGCAAGAACCACCUCAGGAGGUAAUAUCGGCAAGCCAUCCAAGGUGUUAGCUAGCAAGGAGUAUUUUGAAAAGGUUAUUCGUGAAGAAAGUAGUCCCCAAAAGAAGGAGAGAAUAUUAGAGUCUGCGAAGUCUCUUGGUCUAGUGACCUUAUCGUCGGACGAAUAUAAAAAGUUGGUCGAGAAUCAAAAAGACAGUACUCUGAGCAAAACUGAUCUCUAUAAUGGUGCAAAAGAGUUUGACCUCACGAUCAUACCAACUGAAGAAUACAUGGCCCUUCUCAAGAAAAAGAACUCACGGCAAGUCACUUAUAAAGAGCUGGAAUCUUAUGCAACUCGUCUCAAUUUGAGGUUAAUACCUAUUGAACCAAAACUUAAAACAGCAAAGCCUAUAGAUAAUAGCGAAGAAUCUGAACAGUCUGACAGAGAAUCAUUUAUAUCCUCAAGUGCCUCAUCGAUUGAUGAAGAAGAAUUUUAUGAUGCCUUUCAAUCCACUAAUUCAGUUAGUACAAAUUAUUCAUUGUCAACUUCUGAAACGAACUACUCGCAGUACACAGACGCUUUUGAUGAUAAUUUAGAAGAAAUUGAAGAUAAUGUAUCUCAAGUGUCCACAGUAAGAGAUGAACCUGUUUCCCACGGCCCCACCGUUGAAGAUCUCAGUAGUAUGGCGAAGGGCUUGGGCUACAAGCUUGUGUCAUUGACAGCGGACUCGAGGAGUUCUGUUAACCCUCCUGAAAGCUCUCAUCAGACAAAUAAUAAAGAAAAUGUAACUCCAGAUCUGGCGGCUAGUGACGAUGACAGCGUAAAUGAGCUUUUCACAGAUGCUUGGGAUGAAGAAGAAUUGAAACUGAGAGCUGCAAAAAUCAGUAUGGUCUUAAUUACACAAGGUCAAUACAAAGAAUAUGAGUCGCUGAAGGGCAAAGAAAAAAAUCAGACUCAGACUCAUUUAGAAGAUAGAUCUUGCGAACUUGAAUUUAUAGCUCCACCAGCUUCUUUAACUGACGUUCAGGAUAAGGCGCUUGGUACAGAACAGCUGCGUGAAGAAAGCCUGAACUUUUUCUCGGGAAAUGGCAAAUAUACAAGAGAUUCCAUAAUUAGUGCGGCUCCGCAAUUUGGUUUGCAUGUUCUGUCUCAAGAUGAAUUCGUUGAAAUGAAGCAAAUCGUAAAUUCAAUGUCUUUGAUUCCAGAUGAUUUCAAUAAACCAAAAGGUAUUCAUGAGGGCGUCAUGAAACAAGAAGCAUAUGGUACUCCAAAAGAAGUAAUGCAAGAAAAUUCAUGUACAGUUGAGGAAGGUCAUAUAAACGCUACCGAAGGUAUAAGGACAGUGCCAAAAUCUGAAGGUGAGGAGUCUUUGCGGGCAAAAGCAAGCAAACUAGGGAUGGUUUUACUAAAGAAAGAGCAAUUCGAUAAUAUGAAUGAAAAACUUCAAGGGUACGAUUCUGAAAAGAUUCGAUAUGCUAAUUUGCCUGCCUCCUCUCAGAGACCUGAAACGCUGUCAUGCAGUGAAGAUCAACUUAAAGAGGAUACAGUGCCUUGUAAUCAAGUCAUGAUAUCAAAAGAGAGUUAUGAUCGCCUCUACGAAAUGGCAAACGAAACUAAAGAACAAACCUACUCAAAGGAAGUGAUAAUUGAGAAGGCACACCAAUUAGGUUUAGUUCCUCUUGAAAGUGAUCAAUUUGAACAGAUCAAAGAAGAGUUGGCGAGAGGUUCGCAGAAUUUGACGGUUGAAGAUAUUAUGCUUAAAGCAGCAGAAUUUGGAUUAGUGCCCAUAAAGAAGGAUCAAUUUGAUCAGAUUAAGAAGGAGCUCGCCAAUCCUUCGUUGACAAAAGAACAAAUAGUCGAACAUGCAAAUAGUUUCGGGCUUGCUGCGGUUGAUUUGGAUGAUUAUGAGCUUCUCAAGCGGCAAUCUAUCGUAAAUGCUACAAGUUUGAUAAUAGACGACGACGAAGCACACUCUGGUGAAGCUGAUUUUGACUUUGAUGAAAACAGAUCGGAUCGUAAGAAACUUAACAGUCUCGCAAAAAAAUUGGGAAUCCUUUGCGUUCCUGAAAGCUCUUUCGUGCCUACUUCAACGUGUAGUGUCCCAGAUUCUGAUAACGUUGUUGUCCUACCGAUUACGUACUAUCACAAUUUGUUGGCAAAGGAACAAGAAACCUUCGACAGGCUUACAAAUGAUGAGCUUCAAGCGGAGGCAAAGAAGCGUGGGUUCCUCGUUGGCCAUACAAAGAAGGAGGUUGGUGCGCCGGCGUCUGCUCAUGCAGCGUUUUUCGGAUCAAGGAUUAGUCGGCAAAAUAGUAACAAAUCACUUGCAUCCAAUGAAUCGAACACUAGAAAGAGUUUAGCGGAGGCAGCGGCUUCAGCUGCCUAUAAUGAGUUUGAGCAGCAGCACCACUUGGCCAAGUCUAGGUGCCACUCUCGCUCAUCCUCAAUCAACAGAACAAUCGCAUAUAGCAUGGAAAGCGAAAGCCCGCAGGUACGUCGGACGUCCUUUGAUGCUGGCAUCUCACUGGCAACCAUGGCCUCAUUAAGCGAGCCAAGCAUAAUUCCUGCUCUAACUCAAACUGUCAUUGGUGAGUAUCUGUAUAAGUACUAUCGCCGUCUGGGACCCAUUUCAAACUUAUCUUCACGCCAUGAAAGGUACUUUUGGAUUCAUCCAUAUACAAUGACACUCUACUGGUCCAGUUCUAACCCGGUGUUGGAAAGCCCUGCUCACAACAAGACUCGUGCAGCUGCUAUUCUUGGGGUGGAGAGUGUCAGUGAUUCCAACCCAUAUCCAACUGGUCUAUAUCAUAAGAGUAUUGUCGUGAAGACCGAGGCAAGGUCAGUGAAAUUCACUUGCUCGACUCGUCAACGCCACAACAUUUGGUUUAAUUCGCUACGCUACUUGAUCCAAAGGAACAUGGAUGGUAUCAACCUAGAUGAAGAUGGCGCAUCGGACCCACCCGAAGCGAAUAAGAUCUAUCAGCUCCCGGGCGAGAGCGUCCGGCAUGCUAACCAGAGGUUAUCAUCUACGAGAAGAUUAGCCUCUUCCAGUAAGGUUAAUAGGUCGACAUCCAUGAAAUCGGUUAGAAAAUGA